CCUUCUUUGGUCUGUGAACUUGCAUCACUCAGACAGUCAACUGAUGUCGAUCUACUUUGUCACCAUCGCAGCGUCACUCUUCCUGUGAACUUGCGUUGUUCAUAUUGUCAGCCACCCAGUCAACUCACGUCACUCAGCUAGUCUCCUCCUCAGUGGGAGCGCACCUUGUGAGUAGUGAUUAAUCACUGAGACAUGGUUUUGAGGAGUUUACUUUGCAGACAUGCCAUCAAAAAACUACCUAGGCUCAAUCCAAGCCCACUAUCUGAUUUUUGUAAAACUAGCUCCACCAUCACACUUCCUACAUUCCCUUCUAUUGAUCACAACUAUGGCCUCACUACCUUCCUAUUGCAUGAAUGCCCAAACUCUAUUUCGCCCUUCUCUAGACAGCUUCAUUCUACUCCCCUAACUAAACCAAACAAUUUGGACUAUGACCCUAAGGUUAAUUUGAAGGUGGAGAAUGAGGAUGAGGAUGGGACGAUGAACGAGUUCUUGUCACGGUUUGUGUGGAUAAUGCGUAAGAAGCUCGUCACAGAAUAUCCAGCUUCUGACAAACAAACAAUUGAUGGCAUGCUAUUGAUCAUAGUUGGCAAGGUUGUGUCAGAGUUGGAAAAGGGUGGGUUGCGGCCGGUAAUGAAUGCGGCGGUCUCUUCUUCACAAGAUUUUAGUGAGGACUUGUGGAGAACAGUCUGGGAAGUGAGCAAUAUGGUAUUGGAUGAUAUGAAUAAGGAACGGAAGAAGGAAAGGAUGAAGGGUUUUUUGCAAUCUGAAGAAGUGAAGGAGAUGUGCAGGUUUGCUGGUGAAAUUGGUGUUCGUGGUAAUUUGCUUAGAGAGCUUAGAUUCAAGUGGGCACGUGAGAAAAUGGAGGAACAUGAUUUUUAUGAGAGUUUGGAGCGCCUGAGAAACGAUGCACAAGCUGAGGAAGAAGUGAAAACAGAGAGUGAGAAGGUUGAUGCUGUCGAGGAGAAAUCUAAGACAGUUACUCUCCCCAAGAGACGAGGAAAGAUAAACUACAAGAUAUAUGGGCUUAAUCUCUCUGAUCCUAAGUGGGCAGAAGUGGCUGACAGAAUUCAUGCAGAGGAAUUCAUUUGGCCGCCUGAGCCAAAACUUGUGUCUGGGAAAGCCAAACUUGUCACUGAGAAAAUUCUGUCAUUAAACGAUGUGGAUGAUCCAUCUUCGCUGAUAGCUGAGUGGGUAGAGAUUCAUCAACCUAACAGGAUAGAUUGGAUUAAUUUACUUGACAAAAUGAAAGAUCAGAAUUUUCCUUUGUACUUGAAGGUAGCAGAAAUUGCAUUGACAGAAAGGUCUUUCCAAACAAAUAUCCGAGACUAUUCUAAGCUUAUUAGUAUUUAUGCUGAAGAUAACAAGUAUGAUGAUGCUGAGAGGAUCCUCAAGAAGAUGAAUGAAAAUGGUUACCAGCCAGAUGCUAUAAUAGCCAGUUCAUUGAUUCACAUGUAUGCCAAGGCAGGUAAUUUUGAUCGUGCAAAAGAAGCAUUUGAUAGCUUGAGAAGCCAGGGUGUCCAGCCAGACUUGAAAAUCUAUACUGCAAUUAUCAUGUCAUAUGUAAAUGCUGGCCAACCUAGGAUGGCCGAAGUUCUAUUGAGGGAGCUGGAGUCGGGAGAAAUGAAACCCUCCUAUGAAAUAUACAUUGCAUUGCUCCGGUCUUUUGCUCAUCUUGGGGAUGUUAAUGGAGCUGAACGGAUUUCAGGAGCUAUGCAGUUUUCAGGAUUUCGGCACUCGAUGGAGACCUGUACAUUGCUUGUUGAGGCAUAUGAGCGUGCAGACAACCCUGAUGUGGCUAGAAAAAACUUUGACUACAUGAUAAAACUUGGAUAUAAGCCUGAUGACAGGGUCACCGCUAGCAUGAUUGCAGCUUAUGAGAGGAAAAAUUUAUUGGACAAGGCAUUAAAUCUUCUUUUGAAGCUAGAGAAGGAUGGGUUUGAGCCUGGGAUUGCCACUUACACUGUUCUUGUGGACUGGUUUGCGAAGUUGCAGCUUGUUGAUGAGGCUGAACAACUUUUGGGGGAAAUUGCUCAGCAGGGUGAGGCUCCUUCUUUAAAAAUUCAAGUGAGUCUUUGUGAUAUGUAUGCAAAGGCAGGAAAUGAGAAAAAGGCCCUUCAAGCUUUGGGAGUUCUUGAGGCUAGAAAGGAUGAAUUAAGACCACAUGAGUUUGAGAGAAUUAUACGGAGUCUUCUUACUGGUGGAUUUGUGCAGGAUGCGCGAAGGAUACGAGAUAUAAUGGAGGCACAGGGAUUUACUCCAUCAGGGCCACUUGAAAUGGCUCUUAGUGGAGCUGGUCGUGGAAGAAGACCAGGUUUGAGAUAGUUCAGUUAUAGUGGACAUGUGCUCUUUCUGGUCUCUAAUGGCUUCUUGUCGUGGAUGCCAUGGGGUGCUGGAAUAGUUGCAGCAUGUAAUUUACAAAGAUUUGAUUCAUUAAUUAUGAGAUUACCAUUUUCUUGACCGGUUUAUGUCAAUCUUCCUGUUGUGACAGGUCACAUUCCCAAAUGUUCAGAGGAUUUUUCCCCCUCAUGUCUCCACAAUUCUCUUGUUAAGUAGCUCUUUUUGUAAUACAUUGAUAAGUGAUAUUUUCCAAAUAAGUAUUUUUCGUUAGCAUGU
Prosopis cineraria is the source of this 2613-nucleotide messenger RNA. RefSeq names its product protein NUCLEAR FUSION DEFECTIVE 5, mitochondrial-like. Lineage: Eukaryota; Viridiplantae; Streptophyta; Magnoliopsida; Fabales; Fabaceae. Gene Ontology annotation, molecular function: protein binding. The record is from RefSeq and is a predicted model, not a curated record.